CAAACCUCGCUGCCCAGUCGCCUAUCCUCGGAACAACCGCCAAUUGCAUUAUCCCCUCGUGCCAAGAUGACUGUCGCCGAGUCCGUGAAGAGUGCCGUUGGGCUUGCGGAUAGCACCGCUGCUUCCCGCCAGGAAAUGUCGGAUGCCCGCCUUCCCCUUCAGUACCGCGACUCAUGCGCACACCUUUUGAUCCCAUUGAACCGUUGCCGACAGCAAGAGUACUACCUUCCCUGGAAGUGCGAGGACGAGAGACAUAGCUACGAGAAGUGCCAGUACGAGGAGUUCAAGAAGCGCGUUGCUAAGAUGGAAGAGCUCCGUGCUGCGAAGGGUGGUGCCCGGAGCAACUAAUACCACACAUAUCGGCGCGGCAUUCGAGACGGGCAAAGUAGCGGGUUAUGUACAUAGAUAUUCUGAGAUUGUUUGUCCAUGCACCGACAUUGGCGUUGGGAUUCAUUCGCGAUUAAGCUUGCCGACACCACACCGGUGACAACCGGAACAUCAACCGGCCAACCAACGGCUUCAACUGUAUCUGGUGAUCGCCUACCUGAUUUCCUCGCGCUUUUUAUGACGAGGUCAGAGUAUCAGAAUCGUCAAAAUACCUGGCCCUGGAUAAGACACCCAACUCCGUCCAGGAGGGAAUUCGGCCCCGCCAACUCCACCAUUGCGACAGAAUUAGAGUGGCAGACCCUCGUGCAAAACUCCGAACAAUUGAUUUCGGCCCUUUCCCCCCUGUAUAAUAGGAACCGCACCCCAUAAAAUGCUCAUAGGCCAUAUCAGCUAUAUCGUUACUCGUUAGGGGC
This is a messenger RNA of Aspergillus sclerotioniger CBS 115572, 800 nucleotides long. Its product is annotated as NADH dehydrogenase [ubiquinone] 1 beta subcomplex subunit 7. The transcript has 3 exons. The record is from RefSeq and is a predicted model, not a curated record. Bases 67 to 348 code for a protein of 93 amino acids. Gene Ontology annotation, cellular component: mitochondrion. NCBI's taxonomy places the organism in Eukaryota, Fungi, Ascomycota, Eurotiomycetes, Eurotiales, Aspergillaceae.